AUGCGUUUCACCGCCAUCGUAACAGCUCUUGUUGUGAUCGCAGCCGGCGCCGUCGCCGCCCCGGCGGAGCCCAUUGCCGGAAAAGAGAACGCCAUCUCGCAGCGCGAUUGCAAGAACUCGGACAACUAUCAGACGUGCAUCGAGACGGGCUGCCCGAUAGGCGCGCCGGUCCAGGCGUGCAUGCUGUGGGGGGCGAACUGCUACAUCAUCCACUGCACUUAA
Molecule: messenger RNA, 222 nt
Organism: Colletotrichum higginsianum IMI 349063
Lineage: Eukaryota; Fungi; Ascomycota; Sordariomycetes; Glomerellales; Glomerellaceae
Exons: 2
Coding region: 1-222 (73 amino acids)
Source: RefSeq, a predicted model, not a curated record